Messenger RNA from Prorocentrum cordatum, 957 nucleotides. The record is from the annotation of a GenBank genome assembly. Lineage: Eukaryota; Dinophyceae; Prorocentrales; Prorocentraceae.
GGAGGCUUUCUCACCGCUGCUGGAGAACAGGAUCCGCGGGAAGUUGGCGGCGACCGUCCCGAAGUGGCAGGACAUGACGAUCACGGACAUGGCGGAGUACGUUGGUGUGUGUGUGUGGAUGGGGUCGUGUAUGGACGACAUCACGCGUUGGCAAAAGGUGAUCGCGGACUGGCAGCGCGUGACCAACCCGAUCGCGGAUGUCGGCGCUCCCACGAGCAUUUCCAUCCUUCUGUGCAAUCAGCGCGCCGCGAGCAAGACCUCAUACCUAAGUCAACUGUUCGCCAUCGAAGAUGAAGCGCAAAGAGGCAUGCGCUCUUCAUCGCUUAUGGCAUCUACCUCCUCAAGCUCUUCCACGUGAUGUUCUGCUUGCUAUCGGCUGUUGGUCCCCCGCUCUGAAGUUGGCCCCCCUCGAGCUGAGCAGCCGCGCCGCCCUGAUGCGCAGCGCCUCCGACUCGGUCCUGAAUUGGCCGUACUGGGCGAAGAGGCUGAGGGAGGCGGCGGAGACGGCUCUCAGCUUCUACGUGCGAACCCGUGGCCACGACCUCUACGACCCGCUCCACUCGAAGUCCAGUCCGAUCGCUCACACGCUCGAGGACGCGGCCCAGGGCUUCAAUAAUGACUCGAACAAGAAGAUGGCCAGUGCGUGCGGCUCCGCGAUGAUUGAGUGGACAGCUGAGGCUGAGAAGGCGCGCUUGCUCUUAGAGCGCCCCAAGGCCCGCCUUCGCAUGCAGAAGCUUGUUCGUCUUAGUCUCAUCUCUUCCCUCCUGCGUGACUGCCUCCCCUCGACUGUCUUUGCUCGCUUCAAUUCCUGGGCCAUUCCUCCCGAUAGGUUCACGUUGCGCCAGAUCGAGUGGGAGUCGCUCACAGAGCUUCUCUCGUCAGCUUUUCCCCCGGCGGCUCAUCCUGCCCUAAUUAAGACCUGGGCGGGUGGAUGAACCACCAGUCGUCGCUUGCGCA